UUUAGUUCUGAUAAUAUCCAUGGCUAUUGGCUACCAUCCUAUCCAAUUCGAUGCAAUUGUUCAUACUGAUAGUGCGUCUAUUCGAAGGUGGAGUAGUUUAUUGCAAGCAGGAUGAUGUACUGCUAUCUUUUGCUGAUAGCUAUUUACGUGCUUACGAUAGUGCACUCAGAAACGAUCGAAACCGGCACCGCGGAAGCUGCAUUUCAGUGUAAUCUGUGCGUAGAUCGAUUCAAUUGGACCCAUUGUGAUGAAGCUGCCAAGCCCAAAGAAUGUUCGACUGAACUCGUGGAUGCGACGCACAAUUUUCUGGCCCAUUACAGUCCAGAGCUGAACAAUACUCGCUCGGGCGGCCCCCAAUUCCGUUGCUUCAGGUUGGAGCUGGAAAUAGAUGUCUCGUCGGUGAAUGUGUUCAUCCGGGGUUGCACCUACGACGAUACGACAUUUUGUGACGGUUGGAGUGCCAAUGGCGCCAAAGCCAUCAACUGUGCCAUCUGUUCGACUGGAGUUUGCGAACGGAACGCUACCUGGGAUGUGAUACCAGAGACUACAACUUCUGUAGGCCCGUCUACGACGACGGCAGCGUCUGAUCCCCAGCCGGGGGUAACUGGCGCUACACCAGCAGCUAAUACGUUCAAUUGCACGGAAUGCGAAAGCGUCGACAGCUGGGAGCACUGUAGGAACCGCAGUCGGGUAACCCAGUGUACGGCAGCUGACGUCAACGAGUUGCAUUUCAGCCUGCGGCAGUUCAAUCCGAAUCUACCAGUGGGCAACUACAGUGAAUUCAAGUGUUUCUCCAUGAAGGCCAAUUUCAGCGAUCCCGAACACGGAGGGGUUGCGUACGGUAUGGGAUGCACGUUUGCGUCCGCUCGGUUCUGUACGCGGAGCGAAUGGCACAAUGUCACGAUCAUGGAGUGUUCCGGGGCCAGCCUGUUGAAUGCAGGAAGUGUGACGGGUUUGGCGAUAGUUGCGACUUUGAUGAUGUUUGUUUGUCAGCUAAAAGUGAAGUGGUGAUAAAAGGAAUGCGUAGUUGAAGAAGAUUUCAAAGUUACUCUGUGUCCUUUUGUGCGUUACUGAAAUUGAUUAUAAUUGAAAUCAAAGCGUUUAGUGUAAACGUG
Molecule: messenger RNA, 1115 nt
Organism: Aedes albopictus (Asian tiger mosquito)
Lineage: Eukaryota; Metazoa; Arthropoda; Insecta; Diptera; Culicidae
Exons: 3
Coding region: 112-1011 (299 amino acids)
Source: RefSeq, a predicted model, not a curated record